Molecule: messenger RNA, 3950 nt
Organism: Heteronotia binoei (common prickly gecko)
Lineage: Eukaryota; Metazoa; Chordata; Lepidosauria; Squamata; Gekkonidae
Gene: MTHFD1L
Product: methylenetetrahydrofolate dehydrogenase (NADP+ dependent) 1 like
Exons: 28
Coding region: 770-3679 (969 amino acids)
Biological process (GO): tetrahydrofolate interconversion
Cellular component (GO): mitochondrion; cytosol
Molecular function (GO): formate-tetrahydrofolate ligase activity; methylenetetrahydrofolate dehydrogenase (NADP+) activity; ATP binding
Source: RefSeq, a predicted model, not a curated record
AGAAAUAUCUAGAUUUUACUAAGAACAUCGACUUAAUACAACAAAAAGGGGCACAGACGCGUUCCUUCUGAUCCUGGCGACUGCAGUUAGUCCGCCACAAGGCAGGAACCGGAAGUAGUACCAUCCACUAAUAUUGUAGCUAAAAACUCAAGCCAGCACUUUGUUACCGGUCCAGCUCCAUCGUUGUGGUUUUCGUAAGCACUUACGGGAGUUGAUAUAGUGUUGUUUGCCAACACUAUAGCUUUCCUCUGAAUGGCCCACGCUACUAAACGUAGAGGACAUCAGAAACAGAUAAGCCUUCUUCCGCUUCGCAACCCAUCCAUGCCGCAGAAAAAACAAAGAUCGCUGUAAGAUUCCGCUCCAACAAUGUUCCGGACAGCAUUUCACAGCAUCUUUCCACGGCAGUUCAAUGUGCUAUCUAAAUCUGCUUAUUGGGGAAUUACUCUGACGCGCAGCCUGCCCAGCACGGCUGCAGGAGCUCUGCAGUUCUGGCGCCGCUUGGGCUUGCAAGCCUUUAAUCUCGGCAAUAACCUGAAGAUGAGCUGCGUCACAGCCACGGGUGCCAAGCAGCAGAGAAGCCAGAGUCGCCUACGACCAGCCCCGCCUUUGCAGGCACUGCCCCUAUUGCCGGCGCCGCCGAAGGCCCGCUGGCCCCGCGCCCCUGCCCCGCCUUUCCUUGGCCUCAGCUCCUCCUCCCCGCGCUAGCACCUUUGGUGCCUGUGGCAGCCCCAGUAGCCGGCCUGCUCGCUCAGCGGCUCCGCAGCCCACGAUGAGGCUUUCCGUGCUGUGCCGUUUGGUCUGGAGAGUCGCCGCGCCGGCUGCGAAGAAAAGCGGCGGCGCUCAAAAGCUCCUCAGUCCUGGGAAGGGCUGUCCCACACUCUUGCCGCGCCGGGAGAUCUGCAGCACGUGGAGCUGCCUGGCGAAGCAACAGGUGGCCCAAGGUAGCGGGCGGUUGCAGGGCUCCCUGGCCAGAGACGUCAUUGAAAGCUCUAAGAAAGCCCUGAGUUUAUUGCAAAUAGAACAUCCUACUUUUAAGCCAACACUUUCCGUAGUUCAGGUUGGUGAUGAUGAUUUGGGGCAAGAAAUGAGAAACUUUGCUGAAGAGAUUGGACUGAAUAUUGUAUGUAGUUGUCUCCCUUGUGAUUACACCGAAAGUGAGGUUGCUGACGAAAUCAUAAAACUCAAUGAGGAUCAUAAUAUUCAUGGCCUUGUACUUCGUCACUUUACCAAGUCAUAUACCAGCAAACUAGUGAACAUCGUAAAACUAGAGAAAGAUGUGAAUGGAAUAACAGAUGCUAACUUGGGAAGAUUAGUGCACGGAGAUAUGAAUGAAUGUGUCAUUCCCCCCAUUGCUAGUGCAGUGAUUCAGCUUCUGGAAAAACUAGCAAAUACUUCCCUAGAUGGGAAAAAGAUGUUACUCUUGGGAGUUGAAGGACCCUUAGAAGUCUCUUUGCAGAGCCUUCUUCAAAGAAAAGGAGUCAUGACCAUGAGCUGCCCUUGGAAAAUGAAGCAACUUCAGGCUACGCUUCAUGAUGCUGACUUGGUGAUUGUGGGCAGUGCCAAACCCAAAGAGAUUCCAGUUAUGUGGAUGUCUGAAGUGACUGCUGUGAAUUGUUCAUAUGACUUUUUGCAUGGAUGGUAUAGUUAUGAUGAAGAGCCGCUAAAACACAAUGACCAGACCCCUGGUGAAGUUGUAGAUCAACUGGCAAUGGCAAUAUGCCUGCAGAAUCUGGUCAAAUUAAGUGAGAGAUGGAUACAGGCCCAACAGUGUAAGAAAUGGAAUCUCCGUUGCUUGAAACUGCAACCCUGCUCACCUGUUCCCAGUGAUAUUGAAAUUUCCCGAGGACAGAGCCCAAAAGCUGUUGAUGUCCUAGCCAAAGAGAUAGGAUUGCUCACAAAUGAAAUUGAAAUCUAUGGCCAAACCAAAGCCAAAGUACGUCUGUCCCUGCUGGAAAGGUUAAAGGAUCAGCCAGAUGGGAACUAUGUGCUAGUUGCAGGGAUUACACCAACUCCUCUUGGAGAAGGGAAAAGCACUGUGACCAUUGGUCUGGUUCAAGCUCUUACAGCCCACCUUAAAGUAAAUUCUUUUGCCUGCUUGAGGCAACCUUCACAGGGACCUACCUUUGGUGUUAAAGGUGGUGCAGCAGGGGGUGGAUAUGCUCAGGUUAUACCAAUGGAAGAGUUCAACCUUCACUUAACAGGAGAUAUCCAUGCCAUUACUGCAGCAAAUAAUUUGCUGGCUGCUGCUAUUGAUGCUAGGAUUUUGCAUGAAAACACACAGUCUGAUAAGGCCUUGUAUAAUAGAUUAGUUCCAUUAGUUCAUGGAAUGAGGAAAUUUUCAGCUAUACAGCUUGCACGCAUGAAACGGCUGGGAAUAAAUAACAUGGAUCCUGACACUUUAACAGCAGAGGAGAUUCACAAAUUUGUGCGACUUGACAUAGACCCUUCUACAAUAACAUGGCAAAGAGUGUUGGAUACAAAUGACAGAUUUCUUAGGAAAAUAACAAUUGGGCAAGCCAGUACAGAGAAGGGCUUUUCCCGUCAAGCUCAAUUUGAUAUUGCUGUUGCAAGUGAAAUCAUGGCAAUCUUAGCACUGACCACCAGUCUGUCAGAUAUGAAAAGGAGAUUGGGGAAGAUUGUAGUUGCUAACAACAAAAAUGGGCAGCCAGUGACAGCUGAGGAUUUGGGAGUAACUGGUGCUUUGUCAGUUUUGAUGAAGGAUGCAAUUAAACCAACAUUGAUGCAGACAUUAGAGGGUACUCCAGUUUUUGUGCAUGCUGGACCCUUUGCAAAUAUUGCUCAUGGGAAUUCUUCAGUUUUGGCAGACAAAAUCGCUCUUAAAUUGGUGGGCAAAGAUGGAUUUGUAGUGACCGAAGCUGGUUUUGGUGCUGAUAUCGGGAUGGAGAAAUUCUUCAACAUCAAAUGCAGAGCUUCUGGCUUGGUUCCCAGUGCGGUUGUGCUUGUUGCUACAGUGAGAGCAUUGAAGAUGCAUGGAGGUGGGCCAAAUGUAACAGCAGGUGCCCCACUUAAGAGGGAAUACACAGAAGAGAACCUCAAGUUGGUAUCUGAUGGCUGCUGUAAUUUGCAAAAACAAAUUGAAAUUGCACAACUCUUUGGUGUUCCUGUUGUGGUUGCUUUAAAUGUUUUCAGGACGGACUCUCCAGCGGAAAUUGAUUUGGUCUGUGAGAUUGCCAAGCAGUCUGGAGCCUCUGAUGCUGUGCCUUGCAAUCAUUGGUCUGAUGGAGGGAGAGGAGCUGUGGAAUUAGCUCAGGCCGUAAGAAGAGCUGCUAAUAAGCAGAAUACAUUCAGAUAUCUGUAUGACCUGGAGCUUCCCAUUGUUGAAAAGAUAAGGAUCAUAGCGCAAAAUGUCUAUGGAGCUCAAGAUAUAGAGCUGUCUCCAGCAGCACAGUCUCAAAUAGAUCGUUACAGCCAACAGGGAUUUGGAAAUCUGCCAGUCUGUAUGGCAAAAACUCACCUCUCUCUCACACACAUGCCUGAAAGGAAAGGCGUUCCAACAGGUUUCAUUCUGCCUAUUAGUGAUGUGAGGGCCAGCAUCGGGGCUGGUUUUAUUUAUCCUCUAGUUGGGACGAUGAGCACUAUGCCAGGAUUGCCUACAAGGCCCUGCUUCUAUGAUAUCGACCUUGACGCUGAAACAGAGCAAGUCAGAGGGUUGUUUUGAGCCCACUCAAAAUCAGGUAACUGCAUUAUCUCCUUGAAGGCACUGAACUAAAUCAUGCAGAUACUUAUCAACAAUCCAUCCCACAUAAUUACAUAAUAUUAACAAGCAACAUGCCUGGUGCCUGCAAAACACACUGAACUUCAGUGGCUUCAUUAAAAUUUUCAAUGGUUGCAUCUGCGCUCACUUUGUCAGUGCUCAUUUCUUUUGGUUAGAACAAUGUAACGCUUGUGAAGAAAAACAGGGGGGUUCGUUUUCUGUGCUCUUGUUAAGC